AUGUCAAGAACAAGAGUCUUUUUCUGGGUUGCACUGGCAACUGCGGUCGGCACUGUAGCACAUGCUCUGCCACCUACACACGUCAUUCAUGAAAAACGUGAUUGGAUGUUCCCCGAAUGGAAGUCAGUCGGUCGAUCUAAAUCAGACUCGCUGUUGCAGGUCCGAGUUGGACUGAAACAGAACAACCUGCACCGGGCGGGUGAGUAUUUACUGGACGUGUCCCAUCCUCAAUCUUCAAACUACGGAAAGCAUUGGUCAGCAGAUCAGGUCAUUGAUGCCUUCGCACCCUCGGACAACACCAUCAUACUCGCGAGGUCGUGGCUAAAUGAGUCCGGGAUCAGCGACGUGCGUAUCUCUUUGACUGAUAAUAAAGGGUGGCUAGCCUUUGUUGCUACAGCCAAAGAGCUGGAAGAAUUGUUACACACUCAAUAUCAUCAGUAUCAAAACUCACAGACCGGUCAAUUUGUCACUGCUUGUGAAAAGUACCAUCUCCCGCACAGCAUCCAGGAGCAUAUUGACUAUAUAGAACCGGGUAUCAGACUCCCAGCGUCUGGGCAGCAGCAGACGUUGUUUCGUAAACGAGACAAUAUCCUGAUUCACGGUGCUUCAGGGCCCAUGCAUCUUCCUGACCCAGAUGGCCCGUUCGCGCUCCAAUCGCUAGGCUGUGAAAAAUUAAUUACGCCGGACUGCAUCAGAGCUAUGUACAAGGUUCCGCUUGCCACUAAGGCUCAUCCUCAAAAUUCUUUGGGAAUAUUCCAGGAAGAUAACUAUUUCCAUGCUGAAGAUCUAGAUUCCUUUUUUGAGAAUCAAACGACCAAUAUUCCUCAAGGUACUCGUCCUCUGGUGGCCACGAUUGACAACACGGGUGAAGAUGGAGGAUCAUCAUCAAAAUUCGGCCUCGAAUCAGCUUUAGACCUUCAAGUUGCGUAUCCCAUUGUAUACCCGCAGACGAUCACAGUUUAUCAGUCAUAUAAUCACCUGGAUGCUCAAAAUUCAUCUCGUGGUUUUCUCGACGCUUUCUUAAAUGCAAUUGAUGGGUCAAAUUGCAAUUACUGUGCUUCCAAACAAUGUGAUGAUUCCAAAAUGGCUGAUCCUGAAUCUCUUUUUGAGCUUGACGACAAGGUAUCCUGUGGCAUCUACAAGCCAGCCAACGUCAUUUCCAUAUCAUAUGGAGGCCCCGAGCAGAAUUUUCCGGCUCCAUAUCAGAGACGACAGUGCAAUGAGUACAUGAAACUCGGUCUGCAAGGGGUGUCAGUCCUCUUUGCCUCCGGUGACAACGGAGUCGCAGGCCACGACGGCUGCCUAGGCCCGAGAAAAGACAUAUUCAGUCCGACGUUCCCAGCCAACUGUCCAUAUAUAACAUCUGUCGGGGGUACCAAGGUACUACCGGAACAUACAUCCUAUGAGCCUGAGAUUGCACUACACAAUAGUGAUGGAAAGAGCAUUCUAUCAUCAGGUGGUGGCUUUAGCAAUGUAUUCCCAGCCCCUACUUACCAGGAAGCGGCUGUCUCUAGAUACUUCAGCAACUCCAAUCCAGGAUAUCCUUUUUACGAGGGAAACUGGACAUCUGGAGGCAGCUCUGGUCUGUACAAUCGUCUUGGUCGGGGCUACCCCGAUGUAGCUGCAGUUGCCGAUAACAUAGCGCUUUGGUAUGAAGCCAAGUUCGGCCAUACAGGCGGAACAAGUGCGAGCACACCGAUAUUUGCGGCUAUAAUUAAUCGUAUUGUGGAUGAGCGAUUAGCAAUUGGGAAGGGCCCCAUUGGGUUCCUAAAUCCGGUGCUAUAUGACAAUGAAUGGGUUCUUAAUGAUAUAGUGAUAGGGUCAAAUCCAGGAUGUGGAACCCAGGGAUUCACAGCAGCUGUAGGGUGGGAUCCUGUGACGGGAUUGGGUACACCAAAUUACGAAAAGAUGUUACAUCUUUUUCUCAGCCUCCCAUGA
Molecule: messenger RNA, 1938 nt
Organism: Penicillium macrosclerotiorum
Lineage: Eukaryota; Fungi; Ascomycota; Eurotiomycetes; Eurotiales; Aspergillaceae
Product: S53 family peptidase
Exons: 9
Coding region: 1-1938 (645 amino acids)
Biological process (GO): proteolysis
Molecular function (GO): serine-type endopeptidase activity; tripeptidyl-peptidase activity
Source: RefSeq, a predicted model, not a curated record